Messenger RNA from Lithohypha guttulata, 522 nucleotides. RefSeq names its product putative diacylglycerol O-acyltransferase tgs1 (gene tgs1). The transcript is spliced from 2 exons. Gene Ontology annotation, cellular component: nucleus. Gene Ontology annotation, molecular function: RNA cap trimethylguanosine synthase activity. The coding region runs from base 1 to 522 and encodes 173 amino acids. Lineage: Eukaryota; Fungi; Ascomycota; Eurotiomycetes; Chaetothyriales; Trichomeriaceae. The record is from RefSeq and is a predicted model, not a curated record. Gene Ontology annotation, biological process: 7-methylguanosine cap hypermethylation; 7-methylguanosine RNA capping.
AUGCUAGAUUGUUUUGCAGGUGUAGGCGGUAAUGCCAUCGCAUUCGCAUUGAGUGGCUACAAACGCGUCUACGCCAUUGAGAAGAAUAUGGCAGCUUUGGAAUGUGCGCGGCAUAAUGCAAAGAUCUAUGGCGUGCACAACCGAAUCACCUUCUUCCAUGGAGAUUGUUUCGAACUGCUGGGCUUGGACGACGGCAAGUCUGGUAGAAAGAUCGAUGAAUUGGUGGCAGUCAUCAAAAAAGCUGGCAUAAUCUUUGGCAGUCCACCUUGGGGAGGUCCCAGCUAUAAAGAUGCAGACAUCAUGAACCUGGAAAACAUGCCGUACUCGCUGGAUUUCAUGUACUCAAGGUUUUCGCAAGUCACGAAGAAUAUGGUUCUUUACCUUCCCAGGACCGGCGAUUUGAACCAGAUUGCGGAUUGUGUAGAGCAGGAAGACAAGGCGCAGAUUGUUCACUAUUGUAUUUGUGAAAACAGCAAAGCACUUUGUGCGUAUCUGGGUAGCUGGAAAGACAUAGAGGUAUAA